Messenger RNA from Leishmania major strain Friedlin, 9624 nucleotides. RefSeq names its product putative phosphatidylinositol 3-related kinase. The record is from RefSeq and is a predicted model, not a curated record. Gene Ontology annotation, cellular component: nucleus. Gene Ontology annotation, biological process: protein phosphorylation; telomere maintenance; DNA damage checkpoint signaling. The transcript has a single exon. NCBI's taxonomy places the organism in Eukaryota, Euglenozoa, Kinetoplastea, Trypanosomatida, Trypanosomatidae. Gene Ontology annotation, molecular function: protein binding; protein serine/threonine kinase activity. Bases 1 to 9624 code for a protein of 3207 amino acids.
AUGGAAGCUGUCACUGACGACGAGGGCCUCGUGCCAGCGGCGGUGCGGCAGCGCACGGAGAAGGGUGUCUUGUCCUCCUGCAAUACCAGCAGACACGACAGCGCUGGCAUCCGCGAUGAGUUGGCCGGCAUUGGCGAACAGAUCAAGGCGCUUCAGCUCCAGCUUAGCAGCAACCUCGCUCCCGAAACAAAGGUAUCAGAGGUCGUCACGCAAACCCUGUGGGACUUGUUGUGGCGGCUACGCACGUUUCUCUUCCUCGCCUCUCCCUCUGCGGCGCAUCAGUGGAAGAUCGGCGGGGCACUCUUCGACGUGUAUUAUCGCCGCCACUACGGCAGGGAUGCGGCCCACGUCGCAAUCGCGCUUCGGCUAUACUUGGUCCUCUUGCGUUUCACUGUUGUCUGCCCAGCCGCCGCGCUCCACGGCUGCCUCACUCUGUUUGGUGUACUGGCAGUGCUGAACGACCCUCGGCUGAGGUCAUGGAAGGACACGUCUGAGAGGCUUCUCGACGGCUUUCUUUUUGUGUCACGCGCGCAGCACCGCAGUGAGAAUGAUGUCUUUGCGCAACUCAUGAACAUCGUGUUUGAACUGCUCUCGGAGGUCACGGCGCACUUCAACGGCUCUGCAGCGGAGACGGAGAGCGCGCUGUUCCUCCAGCUCUCCGUUGAACCCUCAGCGGCGCUGUUGUCGCAGACAGAAGCCUCACUGCCGUCUUUCGCUUCGCCGAACUCGGCAUCGGACGCGGAAGGCAGAGCGCGGCGGCUUCAGGAGAUGUUUUCCACCUGCACCUGCGUGGAGACCCUGUACGAGGCGCGCUGCAUUCAGGCCUGCCUGUUGCGUCUGGUCGUGCGCCUCAGCGAAGAGCGCCUGCUUCUUUCGCUUUCUCCCGACCGCGUGGGUCUUCUCUGUGACGUCGCCUGCCACAUCGUCUCUAGCGCAAUCCCCGGCGCUGAGGGUGGCGUGGUGAACCGCGUGCAGCACGAUGCAGCGUGGCACACUCUUCGCUACUUCGCGGUAGUAGAUCGUCGCCUGCUUCCGCAUUUGCAGGGGCCUCUCAUCUUGUCCGUCUUGGCUGCUCAGUGGAGCCGUCGAGGGGCGCAAACGUGUUCGUCCAUCUUCAACAUAACAGUCGCGGAAAAGGCGCUGUUCGACUGGUGCCGGCACCUCAGCACGGCGGAGCUUGACUCGCUCGUGGUCGCGGCGUAUCACCGCGGCGGAGCGGGGCCUGGUGGCCAAGACGUAAUGACGGAGUGUCUCGUGCAGAUGUGGGAAGUGGGGGUGCAGUGGUGCGCGGAGUUGUACACCAGCCCUAGUACGGCCGUGGACGGUAUCGUUGCAAACACCGCAUCCAGCACACCGAGCAGUCUUUCCGCCAUGUUCACGCUGCAGCAGUGGGUAUGUCUGUGUGAGAGGGUGUUUCGCAGCACGGUGGUGCAGAGGAGUGCUUUCGCAGGGCUAACGCAAAUGGGCGAGCCAAAGCUGCUCGCGGCGUACGACCACCAGUUGCAGCUUCUGGUGAGUGAGCUGCCUCUCUCGUCGUUGACCGCCUCGUUACUGUGCACACAGUUGCCGUCGUUUGCGGUGGAAUCGGAGUUGGCCUUUCUGCCGAGCCGGAUCCUAUCCUUCUUCAACGGGCAAGCACUAACGGCGUGUAUCGCGGAGGUAGUGGACCGCGCGAAGAACUGUAUCGAUGUCUCCGCCUACCGUUUGCUAGAGGCUAAUGCACUCGCAGUUCAGUCACGUCUCAAGGUCUCCUCCUGGAUGGUCCAGUGCGACGCCGCAGCCUUUCAGAGUGCUCUGGCGGAGACGCUGCAGGUGAUGCAGCACCACGAGGCGCCAUCCCACAGCCUCCUUGUGCAAGCCAUCAUUGUCCUGGUGCACGCCUUUCCCGUAGACUCGGAGAACGGAGAGGUUCGCAAGUCGGACACUGUGGCGCGCGUCAUAGAGGCGCUCGAUAAUAGCAUUUCCUCUCGACACGAUGGGAGUUAUGCAGCUCUGGAGGUCGCUGCGCCGCUGUGGCACAUGCUGGAUCGAGAGACCGCCACGACCCUUUUUCGCGCAGGUUCAGGGCUUGGAUGGACUCGGCGCCUGCUGGCGCUGCCACCGCACACCGCAACAUCGGCGAAAACAGCCGAGUUGUUUCUCUGCCGAGCUGCUGGACUCGCCGAAGCACUUCAGCACGCGCUGGCAGAGACGAUGGUGAGAGAGGGUGCAUCCACAUCUCGGUCCACUUCGCAUGCGCCCGCCCCUAAAGUUCUUCCUGGUGCCGCGGCGGCCCGUGGGCAGAUGCCGGCGCGCCUGCAGCGUGCGUACGAGUCGAUUGCGAGUCAUUUUCCCGUUGUGGUGCAACUGCUUCAGACUCUGAGCACUCUUAUCACAACACUCCAGCGCGACGUGCAGUGGUGGCGCUGCAUGCGUAAUGGCAAAGGCGGCACGUAUGCUGACGCUAACGGGGCCAUAGUGGCUUUAGGAACUCUCUUUAGCCAUGCCACUGGCAUCCUCGUGCUGCUGCUGGACGCCAAGUACCGGUUCGCUGCCAUCGCUGGUUCUGAGGCUGGCAAGGGGCGCAACAGCGCUUUGGCUGGUGCAGCACCGAUCUGUGAGCAGGGUAGCACUACGAAGCAACCUCUGGCACAGGCGGCGACGGUCGUGGACGUGGAUGACGACGAUAAUGCGGACGGUGUUUCAGAGGAGAAGGAGGAAGCGAAGCAGCCGUAUCGACACCGAAAGACGACAGCGAGGGGCGCCACGCUCAGCUCGAAGGCAGGAAAGGCUUCAGCUAAAGCAGGUGUGGGCGGCGCACUGCAGGCCUCUAACGUAUCCCAGCAGUCGAUCGCGAAAACGAAGCAGCUGGAGAAGAUUGUGCAGCUGAACCGGUCGAAGCUCUUGCCCGCUCUUCUCGCCUUUACCCGGCACUUAGUGUACGAAGCAAGAGGCAGAGGUGCAUCACCUGACGCAGACGAGGUGCAAAACGAGGAUGGCCGCUCGAGUCAGCGAGCGGCCGGCGGCAUGCAGAGCCACGCAAGUGCCCUCGAGUGCGUGGUGCUUUCUCUGGCGUACACUUCCCUUGCGCUGUCCCCUCCUUUUUCGCUGACCGACGAGAACGCACUCUUCAGCCUCGCCUCCGUGGGCGCAUACAAUGUGACGGACAGUAUCCUCUACUGCGCACUGCGCGAACUGGUGCUGUGGAGUCCAGAACUGGCGUGGCGGGAGCGCGAAGCGGGCAAUUCCGCGAUACCGACGCUGCUGCUAGUGCAACUCUCUGGGACUGAACGGCUCCUGUCAACGGUACUGACAGCGAGGCGAGAUGGCAACACUACAUACAUCGCUGAAUGCGGCGCGCAGAUCCUUCAGCUGCUGUGGUACGGCCGACGUUUUUUCCAGCGCUCAGGUGAUGCACGAGCAACAGCGGUUGAUAAGCCGGAGAGGGAGCAGCGGCUGUCACUGACAGAUGCGUCCGCAGCGGUGCAGGAGGACUGCAUGGCCGCCUCUGAACGGGUUACACAGGAGGGGCAUGCGUGGUUGUGCCUCUGCUUUGACCUCUACGCGGUGUAUCACAGCGUACGCCCCGCGCACAACGACACCGCUUUGGCUGUCAUGGGCCUGUGCCUCGAGACGGCACGGGGUGUGAUGGCGCUGUUUUCGUGGUCGGCCACCGAUCUCCUGCGCUUCCGCGAACGGCCAUUUGUGUUUUCGUCCUUUUUCAAGGCUAUCGUGGACAAGGAAGACCGCGACAUGAAGGUCAUCCUGACAUCGUCGCUGGAUGUCCUGGGGCGCUAUGUCAUCUCGGCAGGUGUGGGCCAAGCAGGUGGUGGAACCGUAGCGGCGACAGCCACGAUGUCCACUGUUGUACCCGGGGACAGCGUCACACGAGCGAAGCUGAAGCACCUCAUGGACCAAGAAAAGAUCGCUGACUGGAGAGCCGCAGCAGGGGCACUGGCGUACGCCCUCUACGAGUGCGGCAGCAAGCCCGUCGCGAAGCAAAUGCUGUCCCUUGCAGAGGCGGCGAGCUACGCCAAGAGGAGUAUCAAGGAUGUGCCGGCGAUGGUGCGGUCGACGAUCCACUUUGUUGCAUUUCACAUUGUAUCCCUCGAGGCGGAUGCCCAGAUGCUGGCGCACGACCGUCGGUGUCACAGUGGGCGAGAUCGCCGACGCUUCCUGGGCGGGGCAGUAGCUCUGCACGCCCCUCUUGCGGUCGUGGGAGGGUCCGCGCACUCACUCUUCCUCUGCGACCGGUCGGAAGGAGGCGACGGUGCGGAAGCAGCGGACGUCGAAGACGCAAGCGCGUCACCACCACAGCGCACGACCACCGGCGAGCUGCACCCCGCGGAGGGGGACGGAGAUGACGCGUCGGCUAGCAAGGAGGUACUCGACGGUAUUGCGUUUUCGGUCUUCGAGCGGGCACUGGUGCAGCUGGUGACGCUGGGCGAGGCGGCCGAGACAGCUGCCGGGGUGGAGAACUCGCUGCGAAAACCGGUGGUGCGGGCAGUGGCGGCGGAGGAGCUACGCAAGAAUAUGUUUGCCGUGUUGGACGCCGUCUACAAGGCCAUCCGCAUCGAACCUGCGGUCGCCUACCGCAGCGAGGGCGCCGGCGCGGCCGACGAAGAGGAAGCAAGCGCCGCGCCACCUGGGUCGCUUCGGACGCGGCGCCGAUGGCUGCUUGGCUUGGCAUCCUUUAUUCGUUUUAUGGGUCCGCAGACGACGCCGAUCGCGCUGAUGCUGCCGACGCUACUGGGCCACUGCGCCCGCUUUCCCAGCCUGCUCCCAUCGGUGUGCAUUGUGUGGAGAGAGCUGAUCUGCGCCUGCACAGACGAGUACCUCGCGGAGUCGGCCGCCGCCAUCGUGCUGAGCCUCGUGAGCCUCGAGCAGCACGCUGCCCUCGAGAGUGAGUCGAAGGGACUCUUACUCUGUACCCUCCGCCACCUGUACACCCGCACGGAGGCGGCGGAGUUUUGGGACUCGUACCAGGUGGUUCUCGGAACCUUCAGCGAACUGGUGCGUGCCACCCUUCACUCGCGACACUCCGGCUGCGGCGAAGCCGCGGAGCGAUCGGAAGAGAGUCGCCGAGACAGCGCGCACGUUCUCCUCCUGGGGUUUGCAUCUGUCAUGCGAUCUGGCUCGCUGCAGUCGAGCACCGUCUUUGUCCGCGCCCUCUACCAGUACCUCUGCGCUGCAGAUGAAGCAACGCGCCGACAGCUGUCCCACGCGGCCGCCGACCACCCAGAGGUGCUGCAGACACUGCUGCGAUGCACGGAAGCCGACUCUGACAGCGCCCUAUACGCCAUGCGGUGCAUCAGCAUUCUCGGCGCCGUCGCUGCGCCGAAUGCGGCAGUGUCGACUGGCGCGCCGCGCGCCACUAAGACUGCCGAUGACGAGCGGCGAAGCUCAUUGACCCCCUCCUCGGCAUCUGCUCUCGACGGGUGGAACCGGAUGACGUGGACGCAGUCCUUCUAUCUGGACGCGGAGACGGUUCUGAACUGGCGCAAGUUCUCGUUUACACUGCUGAGGGACUACUUCCCGCGGGUGUUCGCGAGCACAGCAGACCCGGUGCUGCACAACUGCAUCGCCUUUGCGGUGCAGGAGCUGAUUCGCGCCUCGACGCGGCAGGAGCGCCUUCAGCACAAGGGCGUCGAGCUGCGCCGCGAGGAUGUCGUGCACCUCGACGAGCUGGACCGUUACAUCUGGUGGAUGCGUCUGACGCCGCAUGUGAAGCAGCUCCUGGGCGGGUUCACGACAACGCGGUACUCGCUGACAGUGAACUGGCAGACGCGCCUCCGCACGCCAGAGUACAUGCCGUCGCUUGGGCAUCGGCGCUGGCUCUUUGCCUUCUUCAACCAUCUGGUCAUGUCCUGCAAGGGAUGGUUCGCCGAGAUGGUGCAACCACUGCGGAACGUCGCCAAGAAGAAUGCCUCUCUCGUGCUCUACUUACUGCCGUACCUGGUGGUGCAUAUCCUGGAAUCCGGCAAGGUGGAGGACGUUCAGUACAUCGAACACGAGGUCAAAGCAGUACUCGAGGCCGCCGCUGGGGGGCCGAAUGUCGCCGUCUUGUCGCUCCGGUCGCAGAGCAUCUACGAGGCGAGUCCUGAGACCGUGUCACAGGAGGAACCGCGCGAGCACGCGCACACCGUGCUCAGUCUUUUGGAAGAUGUAGAGCAGCUGCGGUGGACGCUGCUGCGCAAUCGCGGACGUGUCGCGUGUGUCUUCGAGCCGCAAGAGCAGACGGAGAGCCUGUGCAUCCGCCUUGCCGAGAUGUAUGGCGACUUCCUGCGCGGCAUCUCGUGGCCGCUACGCUGCCGUGCUGCCCUCCGCAUCGGCAGCCACAUUCGGGCACUCCGCAGCGUCGAGAGCCAACGCCGCAUUCCUGGGCUGGCGUCCGUCAUAGCAGCGGUGCCGCUGCAGCGCAUUUUUGCGGCGCUGAACGAUCGCGAAUCUUCCCGCUCCAUCCACCGCGCCUCACCUGGGCUGUCGUUGGAAGACACGGCCUUCUCCUUUGAGAACAACGGCGACUGGCUGUCCGCACUGGGGAGCUCGGAACUGGUCUUGCAGCAUCGCCCGCACAGCGGGCAGCACCAGCUGACGGCGCUGCACUGCAUGAAUGAACUGGGAGAGCUCUACAUGACCUCGCGCUACGCAGCCUCCCUGCUAGCUUCCGCGUCGGUAUCCGACGGCGACGUGCGAGGGUUCGAGGCGACAGAGUACUUGUCAGGUGCUGCGCUCAAAGGCAGGUCGACCUUUUCACAGAUGGUGAGUGAGGCACCAGGAGAAGCAGCGGCGGUCAGCGACUUUGCGCAGCUGCGCCACCACGUGCAGGCGUACGCGAACGAGGCGGCGUGGCGACUCGGCCAGUGGGACAUGCUGCUGCCGUCAGGCGCGGCCACUGCGCCGGUGAGCUCGAGGAUGCCCACAGUGGGGUCUGACGGGGGUCGGUCGGUGAGCCUCGCCAUGCCCGCCGCGUAUCUCCAGCGAGCCCUGUCAGGAAACGGUUCUCUUGCCUUUGUACGGUGCGUAACCGACAACGAGCGUGCCAAAGUGGUGCCUGUGGUUCGUACUCCGUGCCAGGAAGACCUGACGGCGCAAGGCUACACUGUCACGCUGCUCUUGCAUGCACUCGGCGAUGUGGAUGCCGUGUCGGAGCUGUGCGCCAGAGCCUUCAUCACAAACGGCAGCGGACACCGCUGCGGCGGGGACGGCUCCGACGCGUCCCAGUCGAGUGCGCCAACGAUGAAACUGGCUGCACCGCUUCUGCCGUCAUCGGUGAAGGAGGAAAUCGCGAGCCUCUUGUCACAACGGGAAUCCUACGUUGAGGACACCAUCGCGGCCCGCGAGCCGCUUCUUGCGCUUCAUCGCCUCAUCUACCGCGAGCUAGACAUGCCGCAGAAGGUGGCAGAGACGUGGUUGAAGCAGUCCGAGUUGCUGCGCAACGGCGGUCUCGGUGAGGCAGCCCUGACAGCAGCCCGUCAAGCGGCUUUCGAGUGCCGGGAGCACGUGACGGCGACCAGCUACUACGUCUUGGUGGCGAACCUGCUGCACGAUACGCAGUCGCCAACACCAGCGAUGGAGUUCGCGCGCGAGUGCGUGGCUGAUGUGCGUAUCCCUGCCACCACCCGCGCGCAGCUGCAGAUAUUGCUCACGAACUGGCUGAUUGAGACGGGGUCGGAGCGGCCGGAGCAUAUCUUUGCCGAGUACGAGAAGGCGCGCGAGCUGGACCGCAAGUCGGAGCUGGUUCAUCACCAAAUGGCACUCUUCUACGACCAUUUGCACACCCUCGCCAGCAACGCAAGCGAGGGCGCGGCAGCCCAGCUAACGGCGGCGGCCACGUCACCGACAUCGAGCAGUACCGCGAAUGUGUCGGCGGCGGUCAUGUAUAACGCGGCACUGCAGCACCAGAAGGAGAUGGUGGACUCUAUCCAAAGGUGUGCGACACGCGCCAUCGUCCACUUUGGCGAGGCUCUACUGCGCGGGGUCGAGAAGGCGUCGGUAUCGCUGCCGCGCAUGCUCACCUUGUGGCUGGACAGCGCCGUGUUUCUUGGCGGCCUGCUGGGCACGACGGUUGGCAAGCUGGACGGCACUACCUCGGCAGUCCUGGGGGAGAUGAACAACCGAAUUCGCGAGUUCGUGCUGAGUACGGUACAGCCAGUCAUUCCCCCAGCUGUGGUGAUGACGGCACUGCCGCAGCUUCUUUCCCGCCUCGGGCAUCCCGUGACAGCGGUGCGCAACGUCUUGACGGACAUCGUGUUGCACCUCAUGGAUCACUUUCCGCAGCAGUGCCUCUGGCUAGUGCUCCCGAUGGCGCUGAGCAAGGAGGGGCCCAAAGAGGUGGUGGAGACGCAGAUCAUCAAGCCUUUCGCCGACAACCCCCGCAACGAACGGGUGCUGCGGCACGCAAAGAUCCUCUGCGACACGCUUUUGACCAUCUGCAACUGCUCUGCCAGCCUCUUUCCGAAAGAGAAGGGGCUCACCCAGCUCAGCCCCGUACAGAAGAUCACCCCAAUGCUGGCCGCCGCCAAGUUUAUCGUGCCCGUGCUGUCAAACUUGACCCCAGACAUUCGCGCGAGCUCCAGCGAAGACGUCUUCCCCACGGCGCCCUGCUUUGACCACUUCGACGAUCGCGUGGUUGUCAUGCGGUCGCUGCAGAAGCCGAAGCGCAUUUGGGUGCAUACGAACGACGGUCGCGAGAUGUCGUUCCUGUGCAAGGCGAAGGAUGAGCCUCGCAAGGACAUCCGUAUGAUGGAGGUGGCGGCGCUCAUGAACUCCUUCUUCCUCUCCGACCCGGAGGCGAAGCGGAAGCGGUUCUCGCUACGGCGCUACUCCAUCACCGCUCUCAGCGACGACUGUGCCGUGAUUGAGUGGCUCAACGAUACAACACCGCUGGCCAAGGUGGCGAUGGAGUGCUACGCAUUGGACCGCUCUGGCGUGCACAUCUCCUCCGUCAAGAAGUGGAUGACCCUGGUGGAUGAGAAGAAGAUGAGCAAGAUGGAGCUCUUCACUAAGUACAUCCUGCCCGAGGCGCCUCCCGUAAUGCAUCAGUGGCUGGACCGGACGUUUGCAAGCAACCAGAGCUGGUACGAAGCACGCACGCUUUUCACGCAGUCCACGGCACUCUGGAGCAUCGCUGGCCACAUUGUGGGACUCGGUGACCGACACGCAGAGAACUUGAUGAUUGACAUGGAGCGCGGCGAGCUGAUGCAUGUCGACUUUGCGUGCAUGUUCGACAAGGGCGAGAAGCUGGAGGUGCCGGAGCAGGUGCGCUUCCGACUCACCCAGAACCUGACGGACGUGAUGGGUGUGCUUGGUGCCCACGGUCCGUUCCAGGCCACGUGCGAGGUGGCACUGAGGUGCGAGAUGAAGAACAAAAGUGCCGUCAUGUCCAUCAUUGAGACGCUGCUCCACGAGCCACUGAUCGAGUGGCGGCGACAGAGCAGUCGCUCGCACUCGUCGAACGGUCCGAAGCAGCUUAUGGAGCGUGUAGCACGUCGGCUUGAUGGGUUUCUCGAUUUGUACUCGGUCCCCGCUAAGCGCGACACGCUGUCGCUGAAUGUGGAGAGUCAAGUGGCGAAGCUUAUUCACCACUCCUCCGACCUGAACAACCUCUCGCAGAUGUAUAUUUGGUGGAUGGCGUGGAUUUGA